Messenger RNA from Pneumocystis carinii B80, 3282 nucleotides. RefSeq lists its product as hypothetical. The transcript is spliced from 19 exons. The record is from RefSeq and is a predicted model, not a curated record. Gene Ontology annotation, molecular function: ATP binding; ATP hydrolysis activity. NCBI's taxonomy places the organism in Eukaryota, Fungi, Ascomycota, Pneumocystomycetes, Pneumocystales, Pneumocystaceae. Gene Ontology annotation, cellular component: Smc5-Smc6 complex. Gene Ontology annotation, biological process: double-strand break repair via homologous recombination. The coding region runs from base 20 to 3238 and encodes 1072 amino acids.
GCGACAAAAAACUAGAUAUAUGAAUACAUCUGAUCAGAGUGGAUAUAUGAAUGGAUCUAUUGUUCGUCUACGUCUAGAGAAUUUUGUAACAUAUGAUUUAAUUGAGUUUUUUCCGGGACCCAAUCUUAAUAUGAUUAUUGGGCCUAAUGGGAGUGGUAAAAGCACAUUUGUUUGUGCUAUUUGUAUAGGACUUGGAUGGAAUACGAGUUUUCUUGGGCGUGCAAAAGAUGUUAAUGAAUAUAUUAAAUUUGGAUCAGAAAAGGCACAUAUUGAGAUUGAAUUAAAAGGAUUAGAUAAUGAGCCAAACAUCAUUGUUUCUAGGGUAAUUCAUAUUGAUAAUACUAGUUCUUGGGAAUUGAAUGGUGUACCAUCAAGUCUUAAAUAUGUUAGGGAGAAAAUGGAUGAUCUUAAUAUACAGAUUGAUAAUUUAUGUCAUUUUCUUCCACAAGAUAAAGUUUGUGAAUUUGCGCAAUUAACACCAGAAAAGUUGCUAAAAGAAACAGAAAGGGCAGUUGGUGAUGUGGAGAUGUUACUUCAACAUGAAAAAUUAAUUGAAUUAAGGGCUUCACAAAAAAAUGAUUUAAGCGCAAAAACUAUGGAUCAAGCUCAAUUAGAGAACUUGAAUGAAAGACAGGCUAUUACUCGUCGUGAUGUAGAGCGUUUUCAUGAAAGAGAAGCUAUAUUGAAGACAAUUGAAAUUUUGAAUUUUAAAAUUCCUUUUGUACAAUAUUCUGAGGCUAGAAAAGCAUUUUAUGAUUCUAAGAAUUUAAGGAAUGAAAAAAAGGCUGAAUUGGAUAAAAUUCUUAAGGAAUAUGAUCCUUUUUUUCGAAAAAAAACGCAAAUGGAGGCUACCUUGAAUCAAUAUGUAGCAGAAAAUAAUGAAAUAAAGAAUUCUUUAAAUUGUCAAAAAAGUGCAUUAGAUUCUUUGAUUUUAUCUUUUGAUGAAUAUGAUAACUCUAUUAAAGAUAUUUCUGGUGAAAUUAGAGCUGAAAAAAGAAGAGAAAAAGAGCGAGAUCAAAAAAUUAAAGAGCUUAAGGAAACAAUUGCUUUCAUAGAGUCUCGUAUUAGUGAUAAACCUUCGGAAAAUUAUAUGAAUGAUAUUUUAGAUAAAUUAAAUGAAGUCAAUGGUCAUCUAAAAAUUAUUAGAAAAGAGUUGCAGGAUUUGAAUACAGUUAUUGGUGAACAUAUUAAUCGGAUUAAUGAAUCUAAAGUUGCUUUGAAACAAAUUCAAAAUAAGUUAGAUGAUCUUGAUAAUGUUAGAGAACAAAGACUUCAAUGGUUAAAACAAAAUGAUCGUGAUGUUUUUGAUGCUGUAAUUUGGCUAUCUAAUAAUAGAAAUAAGUUUAAGGAUCAUGUUUACGAACCUGUCUAUUUAGAAAUUAGUGUUAGAGAUCUUAAGUAUGCUGAUUUUUUAGAAGCUUGUUUUCAAAAAAAUACUUAUAUGGCAUUUACUUUUUUAAACAGAGAUGAUUAUAUAUUAUUUAAUCGUAUAUUAGUUGAUUCAAAAGAAGGAUGUGGUCGUGAGUUAAGAUUGCAUACUACAGAAUUUUCUAAUACCAGCUCACCAAGUCUGGAUAUGCAAAAACAACCAUGUGUUUCUAGUGAACUCAAACAAAAUUUUGGUAUGGAUGGUUAUCUUUUAGACUUUGUGGAUGGACCUUCUCCUGUAUUAAAUACCUUAUGUCAUAUUGCUAAUAUUCACAGAAUUCCUGUUAGCAUUAAUGAAAUAAGUGAUGAGUGUUAUAGAAAGCUUUCUCAAAGUGUCAAUUCUGCAAAUCAAUUGAUAUUUCCUGUUUUUAUAUCAGGAAGAACUCAUUAUACCAUGAAAAAGUCGAAGUAUGGUAGAAAAGAUGUUUCUACUGUUACUAAGUUGGUAACAAAGGCACAAAGAUUUAAGACUACAGUAAAUGCUGAGACAAAAAAAUUAUUAGAACAACAGAUAAUAGAUUUGGAACUGGUUAUUAAAAAAGAUGAAGAUUCUAUUCAAGAAUUAAGGAAAACUGAAGAACGUAUAAAAAUUAGAUUUAAUGAUGAGAUAAAUAGAAAAAAUAAUUUAUUAAAAAAAAAAGAAGGUAUGGAAAAAGAAAUUAAAGAAUGGGAUUCUCAAGUUAUUAAACUUGAGAAAACUAAAAAAACAUUGUAUUCAUUGGAAUCUUUUUCUAAUCAAUAUACUGAUAAUAUUAAAAAAUUAAAAGAAAAAAUGGAUGAAAUAGUAGAGCAACAUUCAGUUUCUGCAAUUAAGCUUAAGGAUUUAAUAUUAGAUGCUUUUCAGACAACAAAAGAUAUGAUAUGUACAAGCAUUCGUGAAAUUCAAGCAAAUGCGAACUAUGUUGAUGUUGUUGAAGAAAAUACUGAAAUAGUUACAAAAAUAGAUGAUAUUAAGAAAUCCUAUGAAGAAUUAAAACAAACAACUCAAAAUUUAAGAAGUAUUGCUGCUAAUAAAUUAGAAAUAGCAAGAAAAAAUCUUGAAAAUGUAGAUGAAGAGACACGAAAAGAAAUGGAAAAUCAAAUGGAACAAGAUAUGACUGAAGAAUCGCUUAAUGAACAGAUAAAUAUUGAGAAAAUCAAACUUGAAUUUAUAUAUCAGACAAAUCCUAAUGUUAUUUCACAAUUUGAAAAAAGGGAACAUGAUAUUAAGGUUCUUAAAAAAAGAAUUGAGGAAUAUGAAUCACGAUUGCAAAAAGUAGAAUCAGAUAUAAAUAAUUUGAGAAAAAUAUGGGAACCAAGACUAGAUAAUAUAAUUUAUAAGAUCAAUUGCAGUUUUUCUGAAGCAUUUGAAUAUAUAGGAUGUGUUGGAGAAGUUCGUAUUGGUAAAAGUGAUGAAUUUGAUAAAUGGCGUGUUGAAAUUUUAGUGAAAUUUAGAGACAAUGAAAAUCUCCAAUUGUUAACGUCUCAAAGACAAUCAGGAGGAGAAAGAUCUGUCUCAACUAUUUUUUAUUUAAUUGCUAUGCAAAGUAUAUCUAAGGUGCCAUUUCGAGUAGUUGAUGAGAUUAAUCAAGGUAUGGAUCAGAAAAACGAAAGAUUGGUUCAUGCAAAGUUGGUAGAUGUUAUGAGUAAAAAAAAUACUUCACAGUGUUUUUUAAUUACUCCGAAACUACUAUCAUCUUUACAGUAUAGUAACAAUAUGAGAAUAUUAUGUAUUUGUAAUGGCGACUGGAUUGUACAAGAGAGUAGUUCUGAUAUGCAAAAAUAUGUUGAAUUAAUUAGAAAUAUAAAGUUGGCUAAAGAAGUGGUUUGAUUUCAAAAUUUUAGGGUUAUUUUUAAAUAUAAUUAUAAUACUAU